UCCACUGCGGCAGCUGGAGGGAGUGUGAGGGUCCAGGGAGCAGGGUCCCCCAUUGACAGGUUAGGGAAGGGUAUGCCAAGCCUUCAGCAUUUCUCUAAGGCUGAGCGAGCAGGUCCAAUGGAGAGGCAUCCUGGCUGGUCUGCAGGUGAGAGCUGGUGAGUAGGAGAAACUCGUGGGGGCCGUUGGAUUCAGUCAGAGACACAUGCUCCACCAGGCAGCCAGAUCCUGCGACUCAGUCGGAAGCCACUGGCAUUUGCUGGACAGUGAAAGGAGAGCGUCAGUUCAUUGUGCUCUUGGUCUGGGGCAGGCAGGCAGCCUGCUGUGCCUUUAUUUAAGGAUAUCUGGGUGAUUGGAGACAGGCAGACAGCCUGUCGCCUGGAAAUGAUCAACUAGUCAGCCUGACCAAAUUCAGGACAACUAAAGGGUCCGACUGGGCACUGUGUGACUGGUGGGUUGGAGGCUGUCGUGUGGCUGAGCAUGGAUGGCCAGCUGAUGGGCCACACGGUUGGGGAUGGUGUCAGGAGGUCAGCCUGACCAGCAGAGACGGCUGGCAGGAAGGUCACGGAAGGCCAGCCAGGCAUGGUGCCACCUGGGCACAGGCAGGUGGCGGAUCUGAGUGGCCUGACACACUGGGUAGUCGCUUAUUUGGGCAGUGUGAUUGUCAGGACAGUGAGGCAGGGGCCGCUGCAGGGAGCCAUUUGGACAUCUGCAGGGCCCCCCUGGAGGCCUCGGAUGGCCACAUAGGGUCUGCCUAUCAGGAGAACCCCCAGAUGGUCACAGUCCCCAAAGACAGCCAGACCCCCAGGGACCCAGCCUCUCACAGUCAGUCCUCCCACCCGAGUGACCCCGAUGGCGGCCUCCCAGCUGGCGGCGCUGGAAGGAGUGGACUCCGGUCCCAGGGUGCCCGGGGCGAGCUCCGGCUUCCUGUAUUCCGAGGGCCAGCGGCUGGCACUGGAGGCUCUGUUGAGCAAGGGUGCGGAGGCGUUUCAGGCCUGUGUGCAGCGUGAGGAGCUGCGGCCCUUCCUCAGUGCAGAUGAGGUCCAGGGCUUGGCAGCGGCAGCUGAAGACUGGACAGUGGCCAAGCCGGAGCCUGGCAGGAUGGCAGACGGAGCCCCCACCGCCGAUGGGGAUGCGGGCAGCCUGAGCUACUGGCCUGGGCAGUCGGAGCAGCCGGCACCCAUCCUGCGGCUGGGCUGGCCAGUGGACUCAGCGUGGAAGGGCAUCACCCGGGCGCAGCUGUACACCCAGCCCCCUGGAGAGGGACAGCCGCCCCUCAAGGAGCUAGUGCGGCUGGAGAUCCAGGCUGCCCACAAGCUGGUGGCUGUGGUCAUGGACGUCUUCACUGACCCAGACCUGCUUUUGGACUUGGUGGAUGCUGCCAUGCGCCGCUGGGUACCUGUCUACCUGCUCCUGGACCGUCAGCAGCUGCCUGCCUUCCUGGAGCUGGCCCAGCAGCUGGGGGUGAACCCCUGGGCCACGGAGAACAUGGAUGUCCGCGUCGUGCGGGGCUGCAGCUUCCAGAGCCGCUGGCGGCGGCAGGUGAGCGGCACCGUGCGGGAGAAGUUCGUGCUGCUGGACGGCGAGAGGGUCAUCUCAGGAUCCUACAGUAAACGUGAAGGGAGCAGCAUACCCAGCCCCAGUGCCAGGCUGGUGGUGGCCCCCACCGUCUGGCUGCUCGAGGAGCCCAGAGCUCUGUUACACAGGCGGCCGCUGCAGCAGGUGGUGCUGGUGGCUCGCAGGCAGCCUUUGUUGAUGACCGGACCGGUGCCUGGGGCGAUCCCCCGGCCUGUGAAGCAGUCCUCGUCAUCACCACAGCGCAUGGAGGUGCCGGGACACUGCGUGGAGUCGCUCAAGAAGUCCUGGGGUUCCAAGGACACCCCAGCCAAGGCUCUGAUGAGGCAGCGGGGCGCUGGAGGAGGCCCCCGCGGGGAGGUGGACUCCCGACCUCCCUGGGGCGGUGCUCUGCCCUUGUCCCCUGCCCACCGCCUCCGCUAUCUGUCCCCAGCCCGAAGGCGGUUCGCUGGGGAUGCUACAUUCAAACUUCAAGAGCCCAGAGGCGUCAGGCCGUCAGACUGGGCACCGCAGGCAGGACUUGGGGGGCAACCCUGAACAGGAGACCAAGCCAAAUCUGCUGGCCCACCCAAGGAGCAGUGCCGGACAACUGUCAGCUCAGAGCCCCCUGCCUUCAUACCCUGCCUUGGAUAAGGCUUCUGGCCUCAGCGUCUGUAAAGCAGAAGGGAUGUUUUUCACUUGUUCUGCAACUUGGGGCCAGGAGUGGUGGCUCAUGCCUGUAAUCUCUGCACUUUGGGAGGCUACGGUGGGAGGGUUGCUUGAGGCCAGGAGUUGGAGACCAGCCUGAGCAACAUAGUGAGACCCCAUCUCCACAAUAAAUAAAACAAAUUAGU
Molecule: messenger RNA, 2405 nt
Organism: Mandrillus leucophaeus (drill)
Lineage: Eukaryota; Metazoa; Chordata; Mammalia; Primates; Cercopithecidae
Gene: SACK1E
Product: family with sequence similarity 83, member E
Exons: 6
Coding region: 850-2109 (419 amino acids)
Source: RefSeq, a predicted model, not a curated record